UGUUCGGCAGUGGAAUUUGCUGCCAAGGAGUGUGGUGGAGUCUCCUUCUUUGGAGGUCUUUAAGCAGAGGCUUGACAACCAUAUGUCAGGAAUGCUUUGAUGGUGUUUCCUGCUUGGCAGGGGGUUGGGUUGGAUGGCCCUUGUGGUCUCUUCCAACUCUACGAUUCUAUGAUUCUAUGACCUAGCUGAUCUGUGUCUCCAGGAAAACUCUCAAGCGGAGACAUGGAUAAUGGUGCUUCUCUCCCUCUCCACCCCCCUGCUUUCUCCUAGAAGGCUGAGUGAUGCGCAGAGAGGAUGAAAGCCAUGAAAGCCGAUAAAAGCUGUUCCAUUAAUGGGCCAGGGCGGACGAGGCAGGCAGGAAGCCAGCCAGAGGAAGGAGCUGGUGCAGGCCCAGGGGGGUCAGCGAUGAACAAGCUGCGGCAGAGCCUGAGGCGGAAGAAGCCAGCCUACGUCCCGGAGGCCAGUCGCCCCCACCAGUGGCAGGCCGAUGAGGAAGCCGUCCGGAAGGGGCGUUGUAGUUUCCCAGUGCGGUACCUGGGUCAUGCCGAAGUAGCGGAGUCUCGGGGAAUGCACGUUUGCGAAGAAGCCGUGAAGAAGCUGAAAGCGAGCGGCCGCAAAUCGGUGAAGUCCGUGCUUUGGGUCUCGGCAGAUGGCCUGAGAGUUGUGGACGACAAAACCAAGGAUCUGAUCGUGGACCAGACGAUUGAGAAGGUCUCCUUCUGCGCCCCAGACCGCAACUUCGACAAGGCCUUCUCCUACAUCUGCCGGGACGGAACCACACGGCGCUGGAUCUGCCAUUGCUUCCUGGCGCUGAAGGACUCGGGAGAGCGCUUGAGCCACGCCGUGGGAUGUGCCUUUGCCGCUUGCCUGGAGCGCAAGCAGAAGCGGGAGAAGGAGUGUGGCGUCACAGCCUCCUUUGACGCCACCCGCACCAGCUUCGCCCGCGAAGGCUCCUUUCGCCUGCCAGGACCCCCGGCCUCUGCAAGCCGACCGUCGGGAGCAAGGCCCCCGCAGGACAGGAAGAAAGCCGAAGCGGCGACGGUGCCUGCGCCCCCCUCCCCAGCUCCUGCCCAGCCGGGCAGCGCCUCCCCUCCGCAGGGGGCCACAUCUCCGGAGGAGAAGGCCGAGGUGGGGGGCGCCCAUGCCAUCCCACGCCGCCAUGCGCCCCUGGAGCAGCUGGUGCGUCAAGGCUCCUUCCGGGGCUUCCCCACCCUCAGCCAGAAGAACUCUCCAUUCAAGAGGCAACUCUCUUUGCGGCUAAACGAGUUGCCCUCCACCUUGCAGCGCAGGGGGGACGCAGUCACUGAGCUCGACUCAACUCCCAACGGCGAUUCCGACAGCAUCACUGCCCUCUGCAGCCAGAUCGACUCCUCGCUCACCCAGCCGGCCGGGGAGCCCGCCAAUGGCACCCCGCUUAAUGGCACCCCUGGACCCACGGCAGCCGCAAUGCCCAUGGAAGGGGGCAGCACAGGUCCCUCUGCCGGAGCCCCCGUCACCCCCCCGUUCCAGCCGGGCCACAAACGGACACCCUCAGAAGCCGAGCGCUGGCUGCAGGAAGUGGCCAAGGCUGCGAAGGCCCAACAACAGCAGCAGCAGCAGCAGCAGCAGGUGCCCAUGGCGCUGCCCCCUCCGCUGCCCACUUUCCCCCUGAGCUACGACGUGGGCCCCCCGCCUCUGGGCAUGUUUGUGCCGCCCCCUCCUCAGAUGGCGCCGGCUUUCCUCCCCAUGGGCAUGCCCUACCCCCCGGGGAUGCCCUACGCUGCUGCCGCCGCUGCGCCCAGCUUGCCCGUGGUGGGCAUCACCCCCUCCCAGAUGGUGGCCAACGCUUUCUGCUCUGCCACGCAGGCGCCCGCCACAAACUUGGGGGCCAAGGCCAGCCCUUUCCCGCAGAACCUGCUGGGCCCAGCCCGGCCCAGACCCAACGGCGGCUCCUGGCCCCCUGAGCAGAGCCUGCCAGCGCCUCCUGCCCCCCGCCAGGACCCCCCCACAGACCCCUUUGAAGCCCAGUGGGCAGCGCUGGAGUCCCGAGCUUCUUCCGUCGCCCCGAACCCCUUCUCCGGCGACCAGCAGAAAACCUUCGAGAUCGAGCUGUGACCGCCACGUUUUAGCAACUUGGACUGCCGGAGGGGGGGCGCCCUGCUCUCCUUUCCGAGCCCUUCCCCGUCACAGAGUCCCGCCUGCAGGUUGGGGUGGGGGGUAGUCAACGUUCUCGGACUCUCCAGGGGCUGGCAUCGCCAAUGUCCCGGGUUUUGGGGGAGCCCCCUGUUGGCUUUUUGUUGCUUCUAGCGGCUCUGGUGGGAUGUCCCUCCUUGUCUGGUUGGGGGGCUCAGUUUAUUUCUCUCUUCCUCCCCAGAGGAAACAAAAGAGGGGGCUGAGGUGCAGGUGCACAGGGGCCCUUCUCUUGCCAUAACGUCCAGAGUGUUUGCCCCUGGGCAUUUGGGGCGACGGUGGAUCCAGCUGGCCUGGCGCUGCCUCUCUCUGUGCUUCCUUCCCCCCCCCUUUCCGUUUGGUUGAGUAGCCCAAAGACUCUCUUCCCUGGCUUCUCCCGACCCUGCUCCCUUCUGCAGAGCCCCCCCCCUACCCCCCUAUAUAAUCCAUUCCUCAGGCAGCACCUUGCAAGCGACAGAGUCAUUCUUUGGAGGGCUCGAAUCCCUGCGGCAGGGAGUUCCCCAGCUAUCUGAGCACAUUAAACCUCUCUCCUUGCAGCCCGGUGGGAGCAAAUGCCCUGAAGCAGAAGCCUUCUUGGGCAGGGGCAGAGUUGUGACCCAUUUUGGGUGGUGCUCAGGUGGAAGUCAAGGCCCCUUAAGGCCCUACAGUGGCUGGAGUGGGGGCGGGGGAGGAAAUGUUGCUUCUUCCUCCCUAACUGCUUAGUAGGCUUCUGUGCAUUGCAGGGGGUGGGUGGGAUGCAAUCUCAUCUGGCACAAUGUUUCGAGUGGAUCGUGCCCAAGCAAACGGUUUUAACUCACUUUUGUCUGGUGGAAACUUCCGAUGAUUUUAAACGACAUUCCCAGCUACGAAUGGCGCUCGGAUUACAGGGAAUCUGUGGGGCGAAGCGACGGACACCCCCACUUCGAAGCUGCUGAUUUUAGAAAUCUGCCCGAUCGACAAUGACGUGGAUAAAAUUGGUUGGGGGUGGGGUGCGCUUGUGGGUUUCCUACCUUCCUUCCUUCCCUGCCCCCCUAAAUAAUUUGAUCUCCGCUGGAUUUUAUUUUGGAAUGGGGGAAGGAUAAAAGCCCUUAGGAUGUCAAAUUUAUAUUGAAUUCAGCAAGGGAAUCAUGUUAAUUUAUUUUUUAUUUUUUAACCGUGCCUCAAAGUCAAAUUCCAGUAAUGGAACUGAACAAUUUCAAAAUGUGGUUGCAGCAACAACAACAAAAACACAAACAACCACACACCCGGGUUGUGCUGCAGGAAAAGUGUGGAUGUUGGGAGAGGGAGUGGGGGGGGGAUUUUGGCUCUGCAGCUGCAGGGAUGCAGAAAGCUGGACAUGAGGGGGGGAGAGAUGAAAUAUGAUGGAGCUGGACUGCCUCUCCCCCCCCCAAGAAAACUAGAUGUUGGACUGCAGGUUCAGUUGAAGAAUAAUCCAGCCACAUUUCUGCCGUUUGGGGGCUGUGGCAAACCCCGCUCCCACCAGGCAGCGAUGGAGCUGGCGAGCCUGGUGCCAUUUCAUGGGGGGGGGCGCACAUCACACUUGAUGCCCCCCCAACUGAGUAGCCAUUCCUUCUUCUGUCCCCUCCCACCUAGGUCACAUACAGUUGUGGCUGGGGGUGGGAAGAAGCUCUGGUUCUCCUGCCCCCCCUCCCAAACUGCCUGGGCACAGAAAAUCCCUCCCCCGCUUUCUAUUUUCUAUCUUAUUUCCAGAUGUUUUGUAUCUAAGAAUUCCACAUAUUUGUAUUAUAUAAUAAAUGACAAAAUAAAGCCAGUAAUAUAAU
Messenger RNA from Zootoca vivipara (common lizard), 3929 nucleotides. The record is from RefSeq and is a predicted model, not a curated record. NCBI's taxonomy places the organism in Eukaryota, Metazoa, Chordata, Lepidosauria, Squamata, Lacertidae.